GAUCUCGUCGCGAUAACAACAUUCAUCCACCGAACCGACCGACGGCAUGGCGGACGCGAGGGACACGGCCGCCACCAGCACCGACGACCACAACCAUCAUGCAGGCAGCGGCGCAACGGCACUGCCGGCGGCGAAGGGCGGCGCGGCCAUCUCCAUCACCAUCGUCCUCCUCGCGCUGCUCGUGGCCUCCGUGGCCGCGCUCCUGCUGUCGUCGCCGCCCGGCGUCGGAGGCGGCGCCGAGCCUGUGGAGCAGGCCGUCGGCCACGGCGGCGUCCCCGGGUUCAACAGCCGGCUGGACGCGUUCCGCGCGUGGGCGAAGCUGGCUUGGAUGAAGCUGCAGCGGCCGCGCUCCGAUGAGCCUCGGUAUGAUGCUGGUGGGAAUGGAAUCGCCGGCUCGGCGGCGGAGGCGACCAAGAAGAGCCUGGAGAUGGGCAAAGAGACGGCGGAGAAGGCCGCGGCGAGCGCCGCUGGGGUGGCCAAGGACACCGCGAGGGGAGCGGCCGCGCUCAACUCCGACGCAGAGCUCUGAAUGGUAGAGGGUGGUGCCGCCUUGUACUGUACUGUCAGUUGUGCAUACCGUUGUUGUUUCUACUGGAUGUAAAUACUCCUAGGGUGUGUUUGGUUGCGGAACGAAAUGGAAUGGCAUGUUAUGUUA
This is a messenger RNA of Hordeum vulgare subsp. vulgare (domesticated barley), 655 nucleotides long. RefSeq lists its product as uncharacterized. NCBI's taxonomy places the organism in Eukaryota, Viridiplantae, Streptophyta, Magnoliopsida, Poales, Poaceae. The transcript has 2 exons. Bases 47 to 529 code for a protein of 160 amino acids. The record is from RefSeq and is a predicted model, not a curated record.